UUCAGUUCGAAUUUUAGUUAAUCAAUCACAGUGAUUAGAAAUUUCCAUCAAUUACCGUCAAACAAACAGAUUCACUGUUAACAUUUCUUCAAAACAACCAUUUAAUCGAUCGGAAUCGAUCAAAUUCAGCAUCGUUUUUACUAUAAAAAAAACCCAGAGAAGUUCAUCACAAUCCCAUCAAAUUUCAUAGAAAUAUUUCCAACUUCCUCACAGACAACGGUUAAAAAAAUUGUUCAUUCUUCCUGAUUUCAAUAAUAUACGUAGAGUUGCAUCAUUUUCGUACUAAAUUGAAGAAAUUCAACUCUGGGAAAAACAGAGCUACAGUAUAAUUUACAGAGAUUUCGGGUAUAAGAGCAAGUAAAACUGAUCCGGGUUUUCACACUUUGCUUACACGUGGUCCACAGAAAAAAGCCCAGGGAAUCCGAAGUUUCUCUUCUACCUGCACUUGGUGAUACAUCACAAAUUUGGCAACACGUGACAUAUACCCCUAAAAAACAAUUGCUGGCAGAGCCAUUUCAACCCAAAAUUUGAGAGCGAGAAAAAAGACCCACUCGAUUCUCGUACCAAAAAUUUAAAAGAAGGAAAACAAAAACCAUUCAUUUCCCUACCUCCAAGUGAAUUCGCAAGGUUAUAUAGUUGCACAGUGUGUUUUCCUCAUUGGAAUGAAACUACAGAUUUGUAAUUCAACUUCCAUCACUUCAUUAGAUAGAGGGUUCAUGCAGAUUGAAUUAUUGAAAGUAAUACCUAUAGCUGCCUUCAAACUGUUCGACAAAAUUGCUAAGAAAGUUUUUCCUCCUCUUUCAUUGCUGUAAAAAGAUUAGUGGACAUAAAGGGUAGUUACUCAAAUUCUGUGCUUGGUCUUCAUUGGGACGAGAAACUCAAGUAAGCUUCGAAAUUUGGAAGGGAACUUCCUUUGGUGGAUUCAACUCGCAUGUAUAUGGCUUGUUGAAAACUACAUGAAGAAGGAAAUUAAGGUUGGUGAGUACAUACUCUCAGUCUGAUUCUGGUUGAUAUGACCUACUAUUGCAAAAUGUGCCGCAAAUGUAGGAUACCAAAUUAAGGGGUGACAGAAGUUAGAGUUGAUCCAACCUUACUGAUGGGUCUCAUUAAUGUCCCAGUGACAUUCCAACCGCAACUAAAUGAAAGUGCCCCUCUUCCUCGCGUAGUUACUGUUCAUCAAGCUCAGACUAGCAGCCUCAUUGAUGUCCAGAUACAGCUGCAAACACAACCAACCCGACGUGCACCUUCACGUGUUUUGCCACAAACGGUUGACGAAAACUUGCUUGAUGUUGUGGUUGAAGAAAAUUUUACUGUUGAUGUACCUGUUAAGUUAUUACAGACAUGUGGUGUGCCAUUUUCAAGUAAAGUUCUGGGGAAAAGACCGCAUGAAGAAGACAAUGACGUCUUACGAGCACCACUUGGAACCUUUUAUGCUUCAGCAUCAACUUCGAGUACAAGAAAGAAACGAAGAAUGUCUCGUUCUAGACGUGUUCGUUUCACUCCUAUUACUCUGCCGAAAUCACCUGAGGUAUGAGCUAUGCUUCGGGCUUUUGAUGUUGCACGUAAGAGGGCCAUGCGAAAUAAAAAUCGUGUUAUAGAACCAGUCUUACAUCUCACUGCAAGUGAUGCACUACGUCAGAGAAAAUCAUGCACAUCACGUGCAAUUGGGAAAAGGAUUUUAGCACGCUCAAUUAAUACCCAACAACAUAGAAGUUUGCAUGGUAGAUUAUCGCAGUUGAGUAGAAGACCAACCCCAAAUUUAAGCGCACAACAUUUCAGAAAAGCUAUAAAUGAAUUAAAGUGGGGUUGGUGUUUAGAAUGCAACAGAAAGUUCCCGGACAUGUCAGCAAGAGGACUUUGCAAUUUCUGCAAGAAAGACAAGGAUAAACACCCCGAAUACUCAUUGUUCAGUGCAAGGAAUUUGAUGAAUCCAGGAAGGGUACCAAUUGAGUUGUCACGAUUAACAAAUCUUGAGAGUUUGCUUAUAGCACGUGUGCACCCAGUGAUGUCAGUAUAUAGAGUUAAAGGACAACACUACAAAUAUGGGAGAAACGUCAUUAAUUUUGUACAAGAUGUUAAUGUCAUUGCUAGUGUUCUUCCACACAAAACCAAAGAUCUGUCUGCAGUUUUGGUUAUAAAGAGGACUGGAAUGAAUUCAACCAAAGAGUUUGUUGUUCGGCGGGAAUAUGUACGGAAAACUCUAUUGUGGAUGGAAAAUAAUCAUGCAUAUUACCAUGGUAUAUCUAUCAGUGAUGGAAACAUCAAUGAAAUACCUGAGAAUGACAUUCCCGAUGACCUUCUGGGUAUGGGUGUAAAUGAAGACCAACAAAGAAACGAUAGUCUCUUCGGGGAACAAAGCAAUGAGGAUGGGUACGAUGGACCUCUGGAGUUACAAGACCAGAGUUUUCAUAUAAAUGAGUUUGAAACUGUUGGCACAAUUGGAACGAUCGUACAACCAGAUCAACAAAGUUGUAUCAUAAGAGCUUUGGAGAGCGUCGAGGCAGAUCAAACCAUUGUAGACAUGCCGUUUGCAGCGGCAUGUCUGAAAUUUGGUGUAGAAAUGGCAAGCCAAGCUUCCACCACAGGAGUCAACACAAGGGAUGUCAAGAAUGAGAUCUGUUUUCCUUGUAAUCUGAGUGACGACAUAAGAACUAGAUUGAUGCUUAAGUUUGGAAUUGUCGGUGACAUUUCUUUUACAUCCAUUAACAAGAGGAAAGGAGAGUUUCAAAGACGAUCAAAAUCAGAUUUAGAAAAUAGAUUGAUUGAAUGUUAUCAAGUCGCUGCAGUAUGAAUCUUUUUAGUAUUUUUAUGUAAGUUUGUCCUGUGAACUUUGAAGAAUCCUGAUGUUGUAGUGUUAAAAUUAGAAGUAGUUCGUUUUAAAAUUAAAGUAUGUUGAUGAUGUAAUUGUAAUUUAUUUUGUCAAAGAGACGAGAUUGUAUUUUAUUUAAUUUUUGUAAAACAAAUUGUAGAUCUUUUAAAAUAAAAUUGUAAAUUGAAUCUAGUUAUAAUAAAUUAAAUUAACUUUGUAUUAAUU
Messenger RNA from Papaver somniferum (opium poppy), 3034 nucleotides. RefSeq lists its product as uncharacterized. The coding region runs from base 1538 to 2791 and encodes 417 amino acids. Lineage: Eukaryota; Viridiplantae; Streptophyta; Magnoliopsida; Ranunculales; Papaveraceae. The record is from RefSeq and is a predicted model, not a curated record. The transcript is spliced from 7 exons.